AUGAAUUCUAUCUUCCAUGAUUUUAUUAACACUUUUAUGCAAGUGUAUAUCGAUGAUAUUGUUGUAAAAUCUGUUUCCAGGAAGAACCUUAUAGACCACCUUCGACAAUCAUUUGAAAGAAUGAGAGAACAUGGUCUGAAAAUGAACCCUUUGAAGUGUGCGUUCUGUGUAAAAGCUGGAGAUUUCUUGGGCUUCGUCGUCCACAAGAAAGGAAUCGAAAUCAACCAGAACAAGACGAAGGAAAUCUUGGAAGCGAAAGCGCCAAUGAACAAGAAGGAACUGCAAUCUCUGUUGGGCAAGAUAAAUUUCUUAAGGAGAUUCAUAUCUAACCUAAGUGGAAAAGCUCAAGCCUUCUCACCCUUACUUCGAUUGAAUAAGGAAAGAUUCGAGUGGGGGCAAGAGAAACAAGAAGCCUUCAACAAGAUCAAAGGGUAUCUCACCAAGCCACCUAUUUUGGUGCCUCCUUGCAGCAACAGGAGUAUGAGAUUGUACAUAGCUGCAUCCGACAGAACUUUGGGAAGCAUGUUAGCCCAAGAAGAUGAAAAUGGAGUCGAAUGA
Molecule: messenger RNA, 558 nt
Organism: Vicia faba (fava bean)
Lineage: Eukaryota; Viridiplantae; Streptophyta; Magnoliopsida; Fabales; Fabaceae
Source: the annotation of a GenBank genome assembly